AUGCCAUCUGUACGUUUGCUCAGUAGCUUUAAAGCGCAUGAGGGAGUAGCGUGGUACGUUUCUUGGAGUCCAGACGGUAACGAGUUGCUAACGUGCAGUUCGGACCGUUCGGUCAAACUGUGGGGUCGGAUGGGAGAUUCUUGGGCAGUGAUCGAAACGAUGGAUGGGAUUCACAAAAAGACGAUUCGAUCGUGUGAAAUGUCUCCAGAUGGCAAUUACAUUGCGGCGGCGAGUUUUGACAGCAAUAUUAGCGUAUAUCACAAAACAGACGGUGAGUGGACAUUCUUCACGAUGCUGGAAGGCCAUGUAAACGAAGUGAAGAAUGUGUGCUGGAGCCAUGACAGCCAGCUCCUUGCAAGCACGUCCAGGUAG
Molecule: messenger RNA, 372 nt
Organism: Blastocystis hominis
Lineage: Eukaryota; Bigyra; Opalinata; Blastocystidae
Exons: 2
Coding region: 1-372 (123 amino acids)
Biological process (GO): iron-sulfur cluster assembly
Cellular component (GO): cytosolic [4Fe-4S] assembly targeting complex
Molecular function (GO): protein binding
Source: RefSeq, a predicted model, not a curated record